GGCCUCGCCCCCGCCAUGGCUCAGGAGAAAAUGGAGCUGGACCUGGAGGUGCCGAGCGGCUCGUCCGCGGCCCCCGCCGACGGCGGCAGCGGCCUCCGGAGAUCCAACAGCGCCCCGCUCAUCCACGGCCUCAGUGAUAAUUCACAGGUUUUUCAACCCUAUGUAUUAAGAACCCGGAGGAACAGCACAACAGUUAUGAACCGUCACAGCCUGUUGCUGUCAUCCUCUCCUAUCCGUAUUCCUAGUAGCAGACUUCAUCAAAUCAAAAGAGAGGAAGGGGUGGACUUGAUGAACAGAGAAACAGCACAUGAAAGGGAAGUGCAAACAGCAAUGCAGAUUAGUCAGUCAUGGGAGGAGAGCCUAAGUCUGAGUGAUAAUGACUUUGACAAAUCUGAUAAAUCUUCAUCGCCGAAACGAAUUGACUUCAUUCCAGUCUCUCCAGCCCCAUCACCCACCAGAGGCAUAGGAAAGCAAUGUUUUUCACCUUCCUUACAAAUGUUUGUGAGUAGCAAUGGGUUACCUCCAAGUCCUAUCCCCAGUCCGACAAGACGAUUUUCUAACAGAAGAAGUCAGAGUCCAAUCAACUGCAUUAGACCCAGUGUUCUUGGUCCUCUUAAAAGAAAAGGUGAAAUGGAUACAGAAAGUCAGCCAAAGAGACUUUUCCAAGGCACUACCACCAUGCUAUCUCCUGAUAUUACACAUUUGACAGAUCUCAGCUCAUGUCUGUCUUCAGAUAUUUUGGAUGGCAGUAGCAGCAGUGUUGGCUCAUCGUCUGAUUCACUGGCUAAAGGGAGCAACACCACAGACUCUCCAGUAACAUGUACCAACUCAUGCUCUUCAUUCAUCUUGAUGGAUGAUCUCUCACCCAAGUGACUUAACCAUUUCUGAGUAGCGAUUUGGCUGUGCUGUUUUCCUCACUAUAUAUAACUGAGAGAAAACUGAGAACCACGAUCCUUAAUGAGGAGUACAAUAGCACAGAAUUAUAGAGUUAAUGUAGUAAUUCCUUGGCAUCUUUUUUCCUAAAGGUUUAGUCAUAAAUAAGGUAAACUUAUGUUUGAUUUUGCUAAUCUCAUUUUGCAUUAAUAAUUGUUCAAACCACAUAUAUACCUACUUCCAAUUGUUUACAGUAUAAAUUUCCUCUGGCUUCCUUUAGAGGCUCCUAACUCUCUUAGGGCCCAUAUGUUCAAGGAAAGUACGUUUAUGUGCUUCUAUCAAAGUAAUUAUUUCCCCCGGAAACAUUGACAGAGUCCCUUAGGCAUUCUCUUGUUAGAGAGAGGUUCUUUUUUUUACUACUCUCCGUAUAUUCCAGACCUUUUUCUUGAAAAUAGUUUUGUGUCUGAUUAUACUUAAAUUCUUUUUUUCCCCACAUCAGGUUAAAGUGUAUCAUUUCCCCCCAUUUCCUGUCUGAGCCAUGACCUGCCCCCCCUCACUGAGGAGGAAUACCUGGCUGCCUCCACUACCGCAAAUGCUGCUUGCUCCUUUGCAAUUGGACCGUCAUAGUGGUGGGAAGAGUGGGGUUUUUUGGCUUUUAAAUGGAUUCGUAGGGGGCCCAGACUAGUGGUAAAUUUUAGAUCCAUAUAGACCAGGGCAAACAGUUGCUAUUUUUCUCCCCAAACCUGUUGCCCUGAAAAAAGGAGAAAUGUAUAAAAUAUUGUUAGUAUUUUUAAGCAUUUUGUCAAGAAGAAGAAAUUCUUGCCUUGAUCAAAGAUGUGUGGUGCAUCUACAAAUGACUGGCUAGUGUUAUUUACACAAAAACUACUGUGUAGGAGAGUGCAUAUGGGGCCAUCAAUGUCUCCUGUGGCAUUGAGGCCAUAGGUAUUUUUGUGCCUUAGGGGACAUUGUUACAAUAUUUAAGGAAUGUAAACCAUAGGGGCGGGUGGGAGAGGGACCGUUUUUAGAGUGAUUCCCAGACACUGUCUUUAGUGCUGCUUUUCCUCAUUGCUUCUCAGCGUAGUCAGUUUGUUGGAGAGUGCAGUGGUUGGUGCCACUUACUGCCCUGUUUACUCUGGGUCACAAUUGGUUUUGAGACCACAGGGACGGUGCAGCCUUAAGUAUUCUUUCGUGCCGCCUUAGGGCAGGAAGAUCAGACACUUUAAUUUCUAGGGCAAGUCUCUAAGAUCUGAUAAUUGGGUAUUAGCUCUGUGUUCUGAUUUCUAAGGAGUUGGGAAUGAACUAGGGGGAGUUUACUUGAUCCGGUACUUCAGUCAGUCUGAGGUACCCGACUGCUAUUUUCCUUUUUAAAAGAGAAAAAAAAAAACUUAAACUGGGCUAAAAAAAAAAAAAAAUCCAUCAGUUGUAAUCUACUGUGUGUAAUGCUAUUUAUUAUUUAUAACUAUGUAAAAAAGUCUGUGGUGAUGAAUUAUAGUAUUUUUUUAUGAUUGAAAAAAUUUUUAUGUUCAGUAAUAAUUGCUGGCUUGUCUGUAUUUAAUAUGCAACAUUGCCUGCCAGAAUCAUAAGCUUCCAUUUUUUGAAUGAUUGUAAGAAAAAAUAAUUUUGUCUAAAAGUACAACUUUGUGUGUUUAAAAGAAAAUAGCACUGAAUUUUAAAGAAAGAUUAUGUGCUUUGAUGAUAAGCACAGACUCCGGCAAUACUGUAUGGCUAAGGAGGAAGGAAGAACGUUAGUUCUUUUCACUUAUAAUGGGGACUUAAUGAAGGUUGCAGUAGUCCUGUUUUAACAUCUUCUUUUGUGUUUAUUUUAAAUUGGAUAAGUAUAAGAAUAGCCAAUAGCGGCUUUGUUAUGUGUUAUUUUCACCUGUGGAGUCGAUAGUUUCCCCACCUCAAAUGUGUAUAUUGUAAAAUAUAGUCCCACAGUGUACCAUUUUUUAAAGAAUGAGCUCUACAGUAUUCAGUGUAUUCAUUUUAUUUGUAUAUGAACUAUGCUAUUUAAGAUUUCUGCCUGUACAAUAAUGACUAUUAGAUUGUUUUAACUUAACAGAAUGUUAAUCCAUAUUCACUUUACUGUCGUCUUUGCCUUAAAGGGACACUUUCAGGCUCUAAAUCGAGACUGACAUCACAUUUCCAUUCCUGUGGAUGUUGGUCAAAUUUCUUUUUGAAAUCUGAGUGAUUAAAACUGAGAUGACUUUGGAAGGAGAUUAUUUCCCCUGCAGAGUCCUGAGUCCACUUUAACAAUGUGAUGAGGACCAGGAGGUAAACUUUACGCUGUUUACUUCUGUUGUUUUCAUUAAGUGAAAUCAGUCGAUGGUAUCUAUUGAGCGCUUACUGUGUGCAGAGCACUGUACUAAAUGCUUGGGAGAGUAUAGUACCACAGCCUAAGUAGAAAUGAUCCCUGCCCACAAGGAUCCUGCAGACUAAAGGGAAAUUAGAUGAAAAUACUAUGAGCGGAUCUAAGGGGUGAAGAUUAAGUUGGUGUUAAAGCUGAAAAUUUUCAGCUAAUUUUAGCUAAUUUCCUGUAGAGGAAAGCUAAAAAUCUAAAUGAGUUUUGUUGACAGUGUCCCUUUAUUUUUCUGUGAAGUCCACUUUAACAUUUGAGAACUAUUGAUUGUCUGUUACAAAAUAGAGGUUGUUAUCCCCGUCCCAUAUGCUCAGUACCUCUGCUUGGAAACAUGGACAAGGGAUGAGAGAACAGCAGCCCCAUAGGAUCCUCUUGGCUGUUUUUGCCUGACUGACUUGCAUAAGUGAUGUGUCUCAUGAUUACUGUGUCUGGAGUGAUGGGGAAUGUCCUGUGAAAUGCUGGCCUUUGUAAACAUUAGAAUGCAAAUUUCAUAAAUGUGAACGCACAAACAUAAAA
This is a messenger RNA of Ornithorhynchus anatinus (platypus), 3748 nucleotides long. It is a transcript of the gene PABIR2, whose product is annotated as PABIR family member 2. The transcript has 10 exons. Gene Ontology annotation, molecular function: protein serine/threonine phosphatase inhibitor activity. The record is from RefSeq and is a predicted model, not a curated record. NCBI's taxonomy places the organism in Eukaryota, Metazoa, Chordata, Mammalia, Monotremata, Ornithorhynchidae. The coding region runs from base 16 to 873 and encodes 285 amino acids.